Messenger RNA from Nothobranchius furzeri (turquoise killifish), 6567 nucleotides. The record is from RefSeq and is a predicted model, not a curated record. Lineage: Eukaryota; Metazoa; Chordata; Actinopteri; Cyprinodontiformes; Nothobranchiidae.
AUGAGAGAACACUGCAAAAAGGACAAAUACUGUGUCUCUUUAAAUGAUGGAGUUGUAACAGCAGAGGCUGGACUCUGUGUUGAGAUACCAUGUUCCUUCAAAUCUCUCUUUGAUCCCGAGAGGAUCAUUUGGUUUAAAUGUGAUCCAUCCCACGGUGAUUGGAUGACAUACCCAGUUGCUUUUAACUCCAGCCUGGCCAGUAAAAAUGGACGAGUGUCUCUGUUGGAGUCUGACAUCAGUAAGAAGAACUGCAGCAUCAGGAUCAAUAACCUCAUAGAUUCUGAUUCUGGAUCAUAUCUGCUCAGAGUGGAAGGAAGUGAACCAGGACAUAAAUAUACAUAUACAGUUGCUAAAACAAAUCUCUCUUUAACAGGUCUAAAGCAGAAACCCACUCUGGUGGUUCCUCCACUGACUGAGGGACAGCAGACCACACUGACCUGCACCGCUCCUGGUCUCUGCUCUGGAUCUCCUCCUAACAUCACCUGGAGUUGGAGAAGAGGAGGAGAGGAGGACUUUACCAUCACAGGAAACAUCACUGGUUUCCACACUGAGAAUCUAGCUAAUUUCACCCAGAGACACAGCUCCACUCUGACCUUUAACCCCUCAGCUGAACACCACGGCACCAACAUCACCUGUAAGACCAGCUUCACAGGUGACACAACCACAGAGGAGACCGUGACUCUGAGUGUGACAUAUCUGAAGAAAGUUAUAAUAAGUGGAAAUCCCAAAGUGAAGGAGGGCGAGACUCUGAAUCUGACCUGUAGUGUUGACAGCUUCCCUCCUUCAGACAUCACCUGGACUAAAUCUGGAAGACAUCGUCAUCUGAAGAAGCAGGAUUAUAAAAGAUCUCAGCAGGACAGACGUGGGAUUGGUUUGUUCUCCAUCAGUAAUGUUACAGCAGGACAAGCUGGACUCUAUGUCUGCACAGCAGAACAUAGGAGCAACACCACGAGAAAAAGAGUCAAUGUAACAGUGAUAUACAAAAGAAGCCUUCAGAUAACUGGAAAUCCAUCCAUCAUAAAGGGAGAAGAUCUGAAUCUGACCUGCAGCAUUGAAAGUUUCCCUCCGUCACUCAUCAAGUGGACCAAACAUUCAGAAAACAAAGUUUAUGUCCAAACUGACUCUGGAUCAGCUUCACUUCUCAUCCCAAAUGUAACAACAGAAGAUUCUGGACGGUACAUCUGCACAGCAGAACAUCUGGAUGAGAAAGUCUCUGUAGAUGCUGAUGUAACUGUGACUUGGUUUUCAGAUAUCCUAAAAGGUUCUGGAUGUGUUCUCCAGUCCGAGGUUCUGACCUGUGUGUGUGCCAGUGAGGGGUUUCCUUUACCCACCAUCAGAUGGUCUCUGCUGAAGAACCACACUGAGUACUCUGUCACUACCAAGGUGUCAAACCACACAGUCAACAGCAGCGUUACCAUCCAUCACCAUGGCAACAUUAGUGUUGAGUGUUUCAGCAGCAACGGGGUUGAAAAAGCAACAGAAAACCUCACAAUCACAGACAACUCACCUGAUGAAGAUGAUAUGGUCCUGUUUGCUUCAUCAGAUCAGGAUCUCCAGCACUUGCUGGAGCGGUUUGAUGUUGAGUGUGAAAUAUCAGGGAUGAAAAUCUCACUUUUAAAUCUGAGACCACGGCAUGAUGGGACCACCACCAUGUUCUUCUGCAGCUCUGUUUGUGCUGUGGGCAAAGAAAAGUCUUCCUCUGCAUCUCUCCCACAUACAGCAUCUCCUUGUAACCACGACGGCCGAGUAGCAGCUGAGAAUGGAACUGCAGCCCCUGGACUCACCGGUGCUCCAAAUGAACCGGAGUACGCAAGCAUCGAUUUCUCUCUCUUGAGGCCUAGAGCUGCAGCAAAGAGGCAGAAGAACGCCGAGACAGAAUACGCUGAAGUUAAGAUAAAAAAGAAGGUGGAGUAUGAGGCUAAGAAGGUGCUGAUCGAGGAGGAGAAGGAGACAAAAGACUACCAAGUCAUUGAUGAUUCCAGGGAGGAAGUGUACUCCAAAGUGAAUAAAUCAGUAUUUCAUGACUACGUGGAGCCCCUUUUUGCUUCGUGUUACAAAGAGGAAGGCUGCACAACCUCCAAGGCCAUUGCACUGGUUUGCAGGGUUUUGCAAGGUUUUCUGAUGAGAGUCAUCACCGCUAACUCAGAAGCAUCAGUAAGAAGAACUUGGCACUGUCAGUCAGACUUCUGUGUUAAUUUUUAUGAGAACAUUAACGCAGAGGCAGGACUCUGUGUUGAGAUCUCAUGUUUGUUCAUUACCAGUUCUGAUUUCAAACCUACUAAUCUAGUCUGGUACAAAUGUGAAUCAUCUAAAAGCAAAUGUGGAGAGUCUGAUAUAAUACUUCACACCAACAACGAAAACAAGGUUCAGUCUGGAUUUAGAGGACGAGUCUCCCUGCUGGAGCCCAGAUUGCAUCAUGGGAACUGCAGCAUCAUCAUCAGCGACCUCCAGGAGUCUGAUUCUGGAUCAUAUCAGCUCAGAGUUAAUGGUUACCUCAAUGGGAGGGGAACUGGAUUUACAUACAACACGAGGACAACAGUUCAUGUUAGAGCUCUAAAGCAGAAACCCACUCUGGUGGUUCCUCCACUGACUGAGGGACAGCAGACCACACUGACCUGCACCGCUCCUGGUCUCUGCCCUGGAUCUCCUCCUAACAUCACCUGGAGGUGGAGAGGAGAAGAAGAGGAGGACUUUAACAUCACAGGAAACAUCACUGCUGUCACCCACAGACACAGCUCCACUCUGACCUUUAACCCCUCAGCUGAACACCACGGCACCAACAUCACCUGUAAGAUCAGCUUCACAGGUGACACAACCACAGAGGAGACCGUGACUCUGAAUGUGACCUAUGUAAAGGAGCUUAGAGUAGAUGGGGAGACCAGUGUGAAGGAGGGGGAGACUCUGAAUCUUACCUGCAGCGUUGAAAGUUUCCCUCCGUCAGUCAUCACGUGGACUAAAGAUGAGACAGGAAACCAUUUCCAGAACACGAAGGAAGACGGAUUAAGCUCUCUUUCCAUCUCCAACGUGACCAGGAACGUUUCAGGCCUUUACAUCUGCACAGCAGCACAUGUGCACCACACUUUGACAAAGAAGAUAAAUGUAACAGUCACAUAUAGAGAACCUCGGGUUACAGGAGAGACGACGGUUAAGGAGGGGAAGGAUCUGAAUCUGACCUGCAGCGUUGAAAGUUUCUCUCCGCCACUCAUCAAGUGGACCAAACAUUCAGAAAAUAAAGUUUAUGUCCAAACUGACUCCGGAUCAGCUUCACUUCUCAUCCCAAAUGUAAAAACAGAACAUGCUGGAAGGUACAUCUGUACAGUAGAACGUCUGGAUGAGAAAGUCUCCGUAGAAGCUGAAGUAACUGUGACUUGGUUUUCAGAUAUCCUAAAAGGUUCUGGAUGUGUUCUCCAGUCCGAGGUUCUGACCUGUGUGUGUGUCAGUGAGGGGUUUCCUUUACCCACCAUCAGAUGGUCUCUGCUGAAGAACCACACUGAGUACUCUGUCACUACCAAGGUGUCAAACCACACAGUCAACAGCAGCGUUACCAUCCAUCACCAUGGCAACAUCAGCGUUGAGUGUUUCAGCAGCAACGGGGUUGGAGAAGCAACAGAAAACCUCAUAAUCCAGCAAGUCACCUCUGAAAAUGCAAAAGAUCAGCUCCAAAAUUCCUUAGACCUGAAUGUUAUUAUAGCCUUUCUGAUUGGGGUUUCCCUUUCUGCUGCCAUCUUCUGUGUAGCAAUGAAAUGUUGCAGAAAAAAAAAGAAGAAUCCUGAAAAUAUGGAGACAACUAUGGAGAUGAUGGCCGGUCAACAGGAUCCACCGAUUUAUGAUGAUCAAGCAGUUUAUGGAAACAACAUCCACAUCCAAGCAGGAACCGAGAAUCAAGCUGUGGCUGCAGAGAAAGGUGCUCCUGAACCCAACCGUUGCCCCAGAGACGUGGAGUACGCCAACAUCGAUUUCUCCAAGCUGAAGAAAAGAAGUUGCAGGAAGGAGCGAGAGGCCACCAUGACGGAAUAUGCAGAAAUUAAGACGGGGGUGAAAGAGCAAAGACACGCCAGCAAUAAAGAAGACGCUGAGAUGUUGGGAAGUGAAGAGGUGGAGCUGGUGACGGACGACGAUAACGGCAUAAAACAAUGUGUCUCAGAGGAGCAGGAAGCUCAAGUGGAGGCUCUUUACUCCACUGUGAAGGAUGUUAUGGAAAUCUGAGGGCUGAGCUGCAUUUUGCUGGAUGGCUUUUGGGAUCGGAUCAGAUUAGAUUAUUAUUCUGUGACAAACUAAAUCUAUCACGGUCUAAAAUCAAAACCGGCCAGAAGAACAAUGAAAUACAUGUUUCAUGUAUAAAUGUUACAAAUCUAGUCAUUUCUUUGUGGGCUGGAACUAGAACAGUGUUUUUCUUCAGUGUUUUUAAUAUUCUCAGUAAUCUAGAUGUGGAUUUAACUCUAAUGUAGCCCUCCUGAGACCAGCUGCGAGAACGCAUUCGCUCCUGUGUUGCAUCUAAAAUGAUCCAUUUGGAAGGGGGCUUGCAGGUAAAAUGCCUCUAUGACACACCACUUUUGCAUCUGGUGAAAAGUAGGGAAAAGUCUCUGUGAGCUUGAAGUUAAAGGAGACAUAUUAUGCAAAACUCACAUUUUUUAUCAUUUGGCGCUGCCAUGUGGGUUUUUACUGACGAAUAGUGUGCCUUACAUGAGCUGUUUCAAAAUGUCCUAGUUUGUGAUGUCACAAACAGGGAAAUUUACAUAAAACCCCUCCUCACCUCUCCAGGAUGGAGGAGCAGCGGCUCUACUCCAAGCCCCUCCUAGGUAUCAGAGCUUCUCAGCUUAUAGCAGCCUAAGCCUGGAGUAGGUGGGCGUGGCCAGCUUCAGCUUGAUUUCUUGAGCACUGAAACGGCUCAUUCUGAAAGAUACUAAAAAGUUAAAAAUAAAGCUACUGGAUUUGCUUUAUGUGAGAAAUGAUUUCUGCAAAGAAAUUUAUGUUUUGUAUUAAGUAUUAUUAUCUUUUUUAAGUCAGUUUUUUUCCUUAUUUAGCACAGUGUAGUAAUUUGGAAGACCAAAACACAGAACGAACAAAUAUAAUGUAUUAGUUUAGCUUAAUUGUGUGAGUCAUUUACAUGCCAUUUUCACUAGCUGUCUCUGUUUAAACAGUGACUUUCCCCCAACAGACGCACUAACAUCACUCCUGGGGCGUUGGCAAAAGUGUCCCUGAACUGCAGCUAAACAGCCAAUCGUGUUUGGUUUCUAUGAAAACUUUGAGAUUUUCUGGAGGAUCGGCAAGAGCGUAUUUUUUUUUUUGUUUUUGUUUUUUUGUUAUUUAAGUAUUUUUAUUAUGUUUUCCAAAUAUUUACAUACAAACAAAACACCAAAAUACAAACAAAACACCAAAAUAACCCUCCCCCUUACAGCACAAGCUAGCUCAAAACCACACACAACCACAAUUCAUAAUAAUUUCAAAACAUGCUGUCCAACAACUUUUAUAUCUUUUUACCAAUAAAAAACAAAAAAUCAUUCCAGGUUUCAAAAUAUGAGUCUUUUUUCCUUCAUUUUAGCAAUGAAUAAUUCAUAAGAUGCAAUCUCUGUCAUGUUAUUAUCCAGUCUCUGUAAACAGGUGCCUCAAAACUUUUCCAUUUACGCAGUAUGACUCUAGCUGCUGAAAUAAAACCUGUAAGAGCCAGGGCCCCUGCCGUUGUAGACAUGUUCGGUACACACGACAAGUCUCCUAAUAAACAAAGUCGAGCAGUUUCCGGUAGCGGUAUAUCCAACCACUCUUGCAUUGUAUUCAAUAUUUUUUUUCCAAAAAGGUUGAACAACAUAGCAUGACCACAAAGAAUGAAUAAAAGUACCUUCCUGCCUUUUACACUUCCGGCAUCAGUGUAGUUAAUGUCUCAGAGGAGCAGGGGAAUAGGCAUUUGCUACAGGAAAUAGCAUGCUAGAAGGAAUUGGAUCACUUUUUUUCUUUCAUUUACUCCUUUGUUGAUUUGUACAGAUCCAGCUCAAAUCAUGCAAUAAAAUGUUUUUAUUUGUUCUCAUUUUACAUGAUUAUAAUGUUUAAUAGAACUGGAUACGUUGUUUGAUAUUUGUGUGGCGUUAUUGCCACCUUCUGGUAGAACUGGGUAUUGAUUUUUGUGUUGCACACUGGAUAAACGUUGGAGACGAAAAUCUCAGCCUACAAAACAACCUUGGGAGUCCUAAGGUUGUCCUAAGUUAUGACAACAAAGUGUGGAUAAGAACAAAAAAAGGACAUUAUGGACAGCAGCUGGUCUUAAAUGUUUUGUAGAGUGUUCCUGUCAUACUUGUGUAUUUCAUUUGAAUAUUAUUAAAGCCUAACUGCUCAUUUGAAGGAAGCAAAUGAAUGAUUAUUAAUGUGAAAACUUAUAAAGAACAAAACCCCCGCCAACUGCCACUGUUAUCAGGGUUUAGCUGGUUUAAUUAUUUUAAUGUCACACAUCGUAUGGAGGGAAACCUGUCAUUUGAUCAUGUCCAUCCAGUUCCUUGGAAGGGAUCCAAAGGCCCUCCUUAUCAGCUGUCCGAACCAUCUCAUCUGUCUUCUUUGGAUGUGAAGAAGUAGCAACGA